Messenger RNA from Myotis davidii, 608 nucleotides. It is a transcript of the gene MGST1, whose product is annotated as microsomal glutathione S-transferase 1. Gene Ontology annotation, cellular component: membrane; mitochondrion. The transcript has 4 exons. The record is from RefSeq and is a predicted model, not a curated record. The coding region runs from base 124 to 591 and encodes 155 amino acids. Gene Ontology annotation, molecular function: glutathione transferase activity. Lineage: Eukaryota; Metazoa; Chordata; Mammalia; Chiroptera; Vespertilionidae.
CGCCGGCGUCCGGUCCGCCCGCGCGCAGUGAAAGUCCCCCCAGUUCAGCCGCCCGCCUGCCUGGACAGGUCUGCUGCCUCGCACCUGCUGCGACCCACGGGACCCACGAUCAAAGUUGAGAAAAUGGUUGACCUUGCCCAGCUAAUGGAAAAUGAAGUAUUCAUGGCAUUUGCCUCCUAUACGACCAUUGUUCUUUCAAAAAUGAUGUUCAUGAGUACUGCAACUGCAUUCUAUAGAUUGACAAGAAAGGUUUUUGCCAACCCGGAAGACUGUGCAAGCUUUGGCAAAGGAGAAAAUGCCAAGAAGUACCUUCGGGUUGAUGACAGAGUAGAACGUGUACGAAGGGCCCACCUGAAUGACCUUGAAAAUAUUGUGCCAUUUCUUGGGAUUGGCCUUCUCUACUCCUUAAGUGGUCCAGAUCUCUCUACAGCUGUCCUGCACUUCAGACUCUUUGUUGGAGCACGGAUCUACCACACAAUUUCAUAUCUGUUACCCCUUCCCCAGCCAAAUCGUGCUUUGGCUUUUUUUGUAGGAUAUGGAGUUACCUUGUCAAUGGCUUACAGAUUGCUGAAGACUAGAUUGUACUUGUAAGGAGAAUCAUACAACUC